AUGUUCACGCUUCGUCAAUCAUUGGGUGCUCUCGCGGCUAUCGCUGCUGCUCCUCUUGCCUAUGCCGUUCCCAUCACCACAUUCUCGCGCAUUGGAAAGUCGUCGAAUGGGAUGGAUAUCCUGAAGCUUCAAGUCCAUGCUGCCAUGUCGCCUGGACACUUAACAACAAACACAACCAUGAGCUUUGUGGUAGAUACCCAUGAUAUGCGAACCACCUGCUUCGGUGAAUGGGCGCCAGAAGGACCUUUCCCUGAAGGCGAAUACCGGCCUUGCGCAAACAGCAGCGUUGGCUGGAACUUCAAGGAAGACACAUAUAAGGGCAUGAACGAGUUCACCUUGCAACUGGAAUACAGCUAUGAGGACGACUCUGUUGGUGAAUACCCAUACAACAGAGUCACAGAGUUCAGCCACGCAAACAUCACAACAGCCAACAUUGACUGCUCAGCCAAAACCGAGAGCUGCCAACAAUGCACAAACAGCACCAUCACCGCUAUCGUAUAUGCUUCAAUCGCAUAG
Messenger RNA from Aureobasidium subglaciale EXF-2481, 516 nucleotides. RefSeq lists its product as uncharacterized. Bases 1 to 516 code for a protein of 171 amino acids. The transcript is spliced from 3 exons. Lineage: Eukaryota; Fungi; Ascomycota; Dothideomycetes; Dothideales; Saccotheciaceae. The record is from RefSeq and is a predicted model, not a curated record.